This is a messenger RNA of Didymodactylos carnosus, 897 nucleotides long. NCBI's taxonomy places the organism in Eukaryota, Metazoa, Rotifera, Eurotatoria, Philodinida, Philodinidae. The record is from the annotation of a GenBank genome assembly.
AUGCCUUGGAUAGGUUUGAUUUCUUCUGUUGGCUGCGCCGCAAUACUUUUAUAUUUGUUGAAAAAAUGUCUAAAACAAAAAUUAGUUAUACGUUCAAAAACAGUUUUAAUUACGGGAAGUUCUUCUGGACUUGGAGAAGCAUUGGCAAGACGAUUUUUUAGUGAACAAUGUCAAUUAAUACUUGUUGCACGACGUCUCGAUCGUCUUGAAAAAUUACGCAAUGAAUUAAUGGCAUCAGAACCUUCAUAUCCUAAGCCACAUUUAAUUCAAUUGGAUUUAUGUGAAUUAAGUACAUUGAACGAUAAACUGAAAAAUAUUGGUUCUGUUGAUAUAUUAAUUAAUAAUGCGGGUCAAAGUCAACGUGGUUCUGUUAUAGAAACAAAAUUUGAUAUUGAUACACAAAUAAUAAAUUUAAAUUAUCUCUCGUUAGUGGCAUUAACAAAAAUUGUACUCUCGUCGAUGACUGAAAGACGAACGGGUUGUAUUGUAAAUAUUUCAAGUUUACAAGGAUUGAUCGCUGUUCCUGAACGAAGUACGUAUUCAGCGAGUAAACAUGCUGUACAAGCAUUUAGUGAUUCAUUGAGAAUGGAAUUAGCCGAGUUAGGUUUAAAUGAUAUUCAUAUCUGUGUUAUUAGUCCGUCUUAUAUUAAAACUGAACUGGCACAACAAGCUUCGUCAGCGGCUAAUAAGACGUCGAAUAAUAUGUCAUCAGCCUAUGAACCAUCUUAUGUGGCAGAACGUAUUUUAAAAGCAAUUCAGUACAAAGAAACUGAUGUUCUUAUUUGUCCAUUUCAUCAACGUUUAGUGAUUUGGUUGAGGUUCUUCUGGCCUUAUUUGUUUUUUCGAUUAAUGAUUAUUAGAAAUAAACGUUUAAAAUCUAGACAAAGUAACAGAUGA